GGAAUUUGUAUUAUUUAUAUAGUUAAUUAAAUCUUUUGUUAUAAGGAUGGACUUGCUAAAAGGCGGAUUUUAGAGUGAGAAUUCAGAUGGAGAUAGCUUAAGAUAAUCUUGGACUACUGAAGAUAGUCUAAGUAGAACUUCAAGCUAUGAUGCAGCUGAAGAAGUCAAUGAACUUGAGGAAAGAAUCUGUCAAUACUUAAACGAUUUAAACAUUCAAUCUUUUACAAAUCCUACUCUCAAAUAGGAAAUGUACAACCUCUCAUUGAAAAAAUAAUUAGUAAUGUAUAUCUUAAAUAUCUGUAGUUUUCAAAAAUGAUCUCAUUAUCGAACACAAAUAGCAGUACUCUUAUGAAGAAACGUUCGCUACUCUUAGCUGAGUGAAUAUUGCCAUUUUUCCAACACUAAUCACUUUUAUUCCUAUCUCAACAUAUAUAUUUUAAGCAUAAUUCUUAUUUUUAUUCUCAUAAAACCCUUCAUCAGAUUUCGCUUUUCAGU
This is a messenger RNA of Paramecium octaurelia, 495 nucleotides long. Lineage: Eukaryota; Ciliophora; Oligohymenophorea; Peniculida; Parameciidae. The record is from the annotation of a GenBank genome assembly.